AUGCAUCCAUAUCUCAAGCCAGCAAGAUCAUUGCAUCUCGCCCCACAAAAAGAUGAAUUAAAAUCAAAACCUAAUUAAAGAGACAUUGAUUUCGAUCCAGCAAGUUUCCUAAAUAACUUCGAUGCACUCCCAGAUUACAAUUUGAGGUUCAAAUCUGAAAGCAUUUCUCUUUUGACCAAAUAGACUGAAUAAAAAAGAGAAAUGCAAAAAACACAACAUACCAAAUUUUUAGUGCUCCCCAAAAUAAAUUCCAAGUUUGUUCGAGAUAAUGCUGUUGAGGAUGUUUACUUCUUUCCCGAAACAAAAUAAAAAUACUAACACUCAAGCAGAAUACUCCAUUCAAAUACUGUACUAUAACCCUCCUCCAUUGAUAAGUCUAGCAAAUCCUUCAAAGAUCUUGAUUAACUAUAAGCCAAAAAAAAAAAAGUAGAAUUCAAUACUGCCUUGGAAAUAGUAGAUAUCGAAGGAAGAGUUAGUACUGAAAUUAUUCAUCCAGAAUAAUAAAUCAUGCCAAGACAGAAAAGAUUUUCGAGACUCAAAACACUGGAAUGCUGA
Molecule: messenger RNA, 555 nt
Organism: Paramecium octaurelia
Lineage: Eukaryota; Ciliophora; Oligohymenophorea; Peniculida; Parameciidae
Source: the annotation of a GenBank genome assembly